Messenger RNA from Strongylus vulgaris, 807 nucleotides. The record is from the annotation of a GenBank genome assembly. NCBI's taxonomy places the organism in Eukaryota, Metazoa, Nematoda, Chromadorea, Rhabditida, Strongylidae.
AUGUUGUCUGCCGCAGGAAGAUUGUCGAUUGGUUAUCUAGGAACUGAGCCAAAUCUAUAUAAGGUUUCCAUGGACAAUCGUUUCAUUGACUUUAAGGUCAAAAUUCAAGAGAUGAGAGAAAUCGAGGCUUCGAUUAAAGAUAGCGGAAAUAUGGGACUGGAAAAGAAGGGUGGUGCCUUGAUCAUGAAUUGCUCGGCUGGGGAGCUUGAGAAGGCAACAAUAGAACACGAAGCGAGACAAGGUGCUCCGAUAUGUCCAUUAACAAUGACCUUCCACGGUAUGGAAGGCGUAGACAGUGUGAAAAUAAACAUCCGAUCAACACUUCAGUCGACCUCAAAACAAAUUGUUAUUGAUAAUCCAGGUACGAUGGAAAGCGUGAAAAUCCCAUUUUUUAUCGGAGAGUUGAUGCCCUCGUCUACCGCAGUGCACUUUGCUGCUCAUUGCUUAGGCACGCAAGUCACAACUAUCAACACAACUAACAUCCCAUUCACCACGAUGUUCACGGAAACUUCAACAGAGAGAAACGCUUACUUCAAGCUCACAUUGGAUUCAGACCAUACUUGCGUGCCUCUCAAUGCAUUAUUUCAAGAGUUCCAAACAGAAAACCCUGCAUCAAUUGGUUUUCGAGUACAUGGCUUUGACGCCACAGUGUCGGUUUUCACAGCCCAUAAAUCAAGUAGGUUUGUUUGGGAACGUGGAAAAUGCGGAUUAAUGCACGAUAUUUAUGUUGAAGCUUCUGUUGAACCAUUCAUAGUUGAAUACCUACCUAUAUCGCUAUUCCGUCGUUCAGUUGAAUUUCUUGGAUAA